This is a messenger RNA of Phlebotomus papatasi, 2629 nucleotides long. RefSeq names its product coiled-coil domain-containing protein 186 (gene Golgin104). Gene Ontology annotation, cellular component: trans-Golgi network. The transcript has 3 exons. NCBI's taxonomy places the organism in Eukaryota, Metazoa, Arthropoda, Insecta, Diptera, Psychodidae. Gene Ontology annotation, biological process: vesicle cytoskeletal trafficking. The coding region runs from base 178 to 2367 and encodes 729 amino acids. Gene Ontology annotation, molecular function: small GTPase binding. The record is from RefSeq and is a predicted model, not a curated record.
UGUGGAAGGUAUUUUGUGUGUGGAUUGGAUAGAAAGUGUGUGGAAGUGUGAAAGGAAAACAAGUACGUGAGAGAAUGCAGUUUCAAUCAACUUCAGAGAAAUAGUCCAUAUUUUCCGAAAUGUAAAAUUCCAAAAGAUUUGUGUGUGUCUAAAUUGGAAGAUAAACGUCCAAGGAAGAUGACAUCAGAGGUGAAAGACUUAAAAAAGCCUGAGGAGCGUGUAAAAGAGGAUGAUAAUGUGGAGGAAGAUGUUUCAAAGGCAGAAACUCCAUCGGAUAAUGUCACAGCUGUGACGGAGGAAGAAGUACUUAUGGAUAACAAACAGACAUCUGAGAAGCCUGUUGAUGAUGACGUGAUGUCGGAAUCAUCUCAAGAGGAAAAGAUCAUCAAUGGAGAAUACGGUGGGCAGGAAAGUAUUUCGGGUUCAAUUGUCAAUGAAGCAGAUUCAAAGUAUUUGGAGGAGCAGGCUAAUCUCAAGGUGACAAUUGAAAAUCUUCAGGCUCAGUGUCACUAUUUACAGACAAUGGUUAAUCAACGUGAGGAAACCAUAUCUACAUUUGAUAAAACCAAGGUGCUCCUUGAAAAAGAAAAUCAAUUGAUGCGGCGUGAGUUAGAUUUGGCCGUCCGGGAAAAAGAGAAUGCUGUGAUUAAAUACUGCACACUGGAAAAGAAGGUUAUUGAUGCCAAUCAGCUCAAAGAAGGAGCUGAAAAGAAGAGCAGAGAGGCUCAGAAAGAGUGUGAGCUGCUCAAUGGAAAGAUCAAGAUGUUGAAUGGAGAGAAAAACAGGAUAUGUACAAUGUUGGAUCAGAAAUGCCAUGAAAUUCGUUCACAUCAGAAAGAAAUUGAACGAUUGAAGGGGGAAAAUUCCAAUUUGGAGUCAAAAGCUAAAUGGAGUGCUGGGAAGAUAAAGCAGGAAACUGAUGCUAAGCAGGUGGCUGAAAAGAGAGUGGAAGAGCUUACACUGGAAGUUGCACAAUUAAAGUCCAAUGAGGCGGCAUGGGUGAAGAGCGAGGCUGAUUCUGAGCGUGUUUCUCACAUGGAAAAGCAGUGUAUGGAGCAACAGGCAUCACUGAUCCUUCUAAAGCAUGGCAAUGAGGAAAAAGAGGUGAAAAUUGAUGCAUUGGAGAAGAAAUUGCAAGAAGUACAAAUUGAUUUAACAGAUAUGCGAACAAAGUAUUCAGAAGUAUUUCAAGAGAAAGAGAAUUUUAGAGAUGAAGUUGACAAAUUGAAGGGUGAAAUUAGUGAAUUGCAGACAACGUUGGAUCAGGAGGUGCUAAAAGUAGCUGACUUUCAGUCUAAACUUAGUGAUUUAGAGGCCACAAAGGCACAAUUGACAAUGGAGAAGGAGAAUAGUGCUAGACAGGGGCGUGAGUAUGAAGUUCUUAUGAAGAAUUAUGAGGAUAAUUUGGCUGAAUUGGAAGAGAUUCGCACCAAGGAAUCAGAAUUGUUGCAAUUCAAUAGGGAUCUUACGGAAAGGAAUGUAAAGUUGCAAAAUGAGAUAACUCUGUACAAUUCCAAGGCAGUUGCACUAUGUUUGGAGAAUGAGGCCAUUAAGAAGGAGAAAAAGACUUAUGAUGAUCGAAUAAGUGAAUUGGAAAGGGAUUUGGACAAGGAGCGAAAUCAGAAGAAUGACGAAAGGAUACUUCUCACUAAGCACAUCUCGGAAAAGACUAAAUUAUGCGAGGGGACACAGAAAAAACUGGAUUCGGCUCUUGGGGAUUUGGAUGCUGUCAAAAGAAAGCACGCACAGACUGUUAAGGAGUUAAAUCGGGAAUUGGAGAAAAUGCGCCGACGACAACAGGUGAUGCAUGUGACAUCUGAGAAUAGUUCAGAAAAGGAAUCAUCGCCCCAAGUUAGUGAUACAGAUUCACAAGGAAGUCACAGAGUAGGCAAUUCAGAUUGCAGUACACCUCCUCCAGUGACAACAGUAGUACCUGGUGGUCAAGAGCCAUCACGGCAAGCUUUGAUUGAUCGAAUUUUGCGAUUGCAACAAGCAAGUGCAAGGCAGGCAGAAAAGAUAGAUUUUCUGGAGAAUCAUUCGGCUACAUUGGUGUCAGAAGUACAGAAGAAGACCAAGGUGCUUCAGUAUUACAUGCUGCGGGAUCAGUGUGGUGCUCUAGCUUCAUCCAAAAGUGAUAGGCACAAGGCUGAAUUGGCCAAAUAUGGUGGUGGAAUAAUGGCUGCAAUCUAUGGUGGAGCUACAUCGAGCAAAAAUGCCGAAAUGACCCUCGAUUUAUCCCUUGAAAUCAAUCGAAAACUUCAGGCACUGCUUGAGGAUACCCUCCUCAAGAAUAUCACUCUCAAGGAAAAUUUGGACACCCUUGGUCUCGAAGUGGAUAAAUUAACCAGGAGAUUAGCAUCAAAAUGACACGGAGUGGGUAGAAAGUAAAGAAAGAGUCUAUAGUAUAUUUUCUUUUUUUUUUGUCAUAUCUUUAAUGAUCGUUAUACAAUUUUUGCCUGUUCAAAAUUCAAUUUUCAUCGUAAAUAUGAGUUUUGUUUCGACUAUAUUGAACAAGAUUAGCAAAGAAGUAUUAACUAUAACGCAAGAUAUAAGGGAGACAUGAAAAAAAUGAGAUAAAAAUGUACAGAAUUGCGCGAUAAAAUUGACGUGUAUAUAUAAUAUAUAUAUA